AUGUCGGGCCGUCGGCACACCGAGGCCAAGGAGAUGAUGAGGAUUCAGGGCUGUUACAUGUACAUGAUAAACAAUUCAGGCAAAAUAGGCGCCUUUCUUGGCUUCAAAACACUAACCAUUGUUGUGACUCAAUGCAAUGAAGAUGUGGAUCCUGCCAACGCUUUUCUCCAGUGCUACCGUUGGUUUUAUCCCCUUUCUCGCUCAUUUGCCCCUAUCUACGUGUGGGGUCCGGAUAAAAUUAUAUUCCCAGAGCCAUUUUCUCCCUUGGAAGAACCAAGUUACAUUAUAAUCAGGCUUCCGUACGCUAUUUCGGAAUUUCAAAAGGCCACGCUCUGGAACCUCAUGGAUAUGUUUGCGCAUGUUAGAGGCCGAUUCCAGAAAAUAACUCCUGAAGAAAGAGAGGCUUUGGAGAGACGUUACUUUUUGACUGAAAUGUUCCCUUUCGAUAUCAGAGACUUGAAUCUUGAACCUCCGAAUAAGAAUGCACCUGAUAUCAAGGUUUUAGAGCCUUUAACUUUUCCACAGCUCUCUUAUAAGGGAAAGCCCUACGUGGAACGACCAAUCAAGCUGUCAGUGGCACUUGUUGAGAAGCAGAAAUGUUGUCUGCCAAAAGGCCGCAGGUCUGAAGUGACGCCAAAAGUGUGUUGCUAUCUUCCGGCCAGAUGUGACAAAACACGUCCCUCAAUUAUUCCACCGUCGCAUGUGCGGGAGAUGCCAAAAACAUCAGCUCCACGGGAGAAGGAAGAGAUAACCGCUGGAGGGGUACCACACAACUGGGUUUCCCUCCCGGACAACUUUGGAAAUAUUCUUCGACAAUACCUUCUGGGACCACGGGACCCUCAACACAUAAAGAUUACAACAAUCCCAAUGGCGGUGAGCAUCAGCGAGGUGGUGCAUGCUGCCGUGAAGCAAGUCUACCGAAAACAGGUUGCGCUUCGUGCUGCCAAGGAGCUGAAGGGCGUCCCACCCAGCUUUGAGGGCAGAAGGGAACGCCUUCUUCACGGCUUUGGAGAACCACCGAAACUUAAUGCGUUUGGUCCAGCCCUGUCAUCGCCCUAUCCCAGGAUUGUAAAAUAUGAAAACGCACCUAGACGAAUUGAUUCGCCCUAUGCGGAGGCUCUGACAUUGCAAAACCUAGAGAUCGCUGCGGCCUUCUUUGAUCACGCUCUUGAAACCUGUAAUUUGUUGCUGCUGAGCUGCGAGCCGGAUUCACCCGAGGUUAAUAAAAUGAAUAAGGAUGACCUCACUCUAGCCUUGACACCUCGUCCAAUCCACGUGCGCUACAAACCACAAUCUACAGCUCUGUGUGUUGAAACCUCUGACACACUCUUUGCCACACUGAUGACUCUCACGCAAUGCAUUGAGAACGAAAUAAUUUACAAACCAACCACCAACUACUUUGAACGUGUUAAUGAGGACUGCGAGCACCAUUAUCCGAAACUGCGUCCAAGGAAUCCCUAUCUGGAUCCGGCGUUUGUCUACUCACGCUAUAUACCCAAGUACCGCAUUCCAGUUAAGGGGCGGUAG
Molecule: messenger RNA, 1527 nt
Organism: Dibothriocephalus latus
Lineage: Eukaryota; Metazoa; Platyhelminthes; Cestoda; Diphyllobothriidea; Diphyllobothriidae
Source: the annotation of a GenBank genome assembly